Myzus persicae (green peach aphid) is the source of this 2196-nucleotide messenger RNA. RefSeq names its product mRNA-decapping enzyme 1B (gene DCP1). Gene Ontology annotation, molecular function: mRNA binding; enzyme activator activity. Gene Ontology annotation, cellular component: P-body. NCBI's taxonomy places the organism in Eukaryota, Metazoa, Arthropoda, Insecta, Hemiptera, Aphididae. The transcript has 3 exons. Gene Ontology annotation, biological process: positive regulation of catalytic activity; deadenylation-dependent decapping of nuclear-transcribed mRNA; deadenylation-independent decapping of nuclear-transcribed mRNA. Bases 407 to 1684 code for a protein of 425 amino acids. The record is from RefSeq and is a predicted model, not a curated record.
GUUCGAUUUGUUCGGUGCUUUACGACUUCGGACUUACUACUCUGCUUCUUCAACGCUCUCACGGAUCGCCAGUCACCUCAUUUUAGUAUUUUUAACUUGUUUUUAUUGAAUGUAUUAUUAAUUUUGAAGUUUCCUAAAAUAUUAUUUUACAUAAUACCGUUCAUAUGCCUACCGUUUAAACAAGUUGUGACGAACAAAACAGGACCAGUGAAUGUUAUCAUCGUAAAAAUAUUGAAAUGAUCUAAAAAGAAAUACAUUAUUGAAUACAUUCAAGAUUUUAUAUUCAGACCUAGUAUUUGAAGAACUAGUCUACGGGUAUAAUUGUUAUAAACUAAUAUUACUAUCUCACACAUUUUAUUGAUCUCCAUAUAUUUUAGUGUUACUGUUCGAUAGUCAAACAUAAACAAUGAGUUACGGCGAUUCUGAAGCUAAAAUGAAUCUCUCUGCUUUGCAAAGAGUAGAUCCAUAUGUUGAUAGUAUUGUACAAACAGCAGGACACGUCGCUCUGUAUUCAUUCAAUGCAGAAGCGAAUGCAUGGCAAAAAACCAAUGUUGAAGGGACUUUACACGUGUAUACGCGAUCUGCUGAACCUUUGCACAGUAUUAUGAUAAUGAAUAGAUUAAAUACAAACAAUUUGAUGGAACCUAUUGAAAACGGCUUAGAUCUUCAACUUCAAGAGCCAUUUUUACUGUACAGAAACUGUGGUGGUUCUAUUUAUGGUAUUUGGUUUUAUGACAAAGAAGAAUGUGCCAAAAUAUCCAACAUACUCAAAUCAUUGAUCAAAAAUAUGAUAGUAAAACAAAAUGAUAAAGUUAACAAACAAGAAACUGGUUCCACCAAAAGUAUCGAUCUCGUUUCAAUGCUAAGUCGGGCACAAGAGGAUUAUAGGGCCAAUAAAACCAUCUCAAAGGGAUCUGAAACACCAUCCAAAAAAGUUGAAGAAAAUGCCCCUCCUCAAUGUGUUAUGGAUUUUUUUGCAAAAGCAGGAAGUGGAAAAAAUUUCUCAGAAGGAUUACCAUCAUUAUCAAGUUAUGCAAAUACACAAAGUACACAAACUCCAGCUUUGAAAACAGGAUCUAAUGAAUCUAUGUUGCACAAGUUGAUGGCCAGUCCAAUUCAUACAGUAGAACAAAUUGAAAUGCAACAAAGGUCAGCAACACCUAGAACAGAUAUCUUGGUUCCAACUCAUACUGAACAAACUAAAACAUGUUCAUUCAAUAACAUAAAGCCCAGAAGUUUGAUAAAUCAAUUAAAUCAGCAAGAUGAAGAUGAUACUUCCCACGCUAAUCGCAAUGGAUAUCAUCGACCAAAAGAUAUUAAAGAUAAUUCAUUUAGUUCAUCAUUGAUUGAUCAUUUUCUUAAUCAAAGCAAUCUAUCUGAAAAAUCAAAUAAAGUUAUGGGUGCAUCUAUGCCAUUAGAAUCACAACUUGAUUCAGAUGAGCUAAUGCCACCUACUAGGUUCAUAUUGGAUGAAAUUGAAGAUGAACUAGUUACCUCUUCAGUAAAUGCAAUGUCAAUAACAGAACCUAAACACCUGGAACCAGCAUCAAAUAAAUCUAAUAACAAAUUGGAACCAUUAACAAAGAAUCAGUUAUUACAAGCUUUUGAAUACUUAUUAAAAAAUGAUCCAGAUUUUAUGGUAAAAAUACAUGAAGGUUAUGUCAAGUCAUUAUUACGAAAUUAAGAUUAUCUAUUUGGAUUCCAUUACUUUAGUACAAGUAUGACUAUUUCUUUUUUGACAUUUUGACAAAAAUUGCAUUAUUUUUUAAGCAACAUAUAUAUUUUUUUCCAAACAAUAAUAGUUUUUAAUUGAUACAUAAAUAAUGAAAUAAAAUAAUAAAAAAACAACUAUUCCCUAUUUUAUUUUGUGAAUUGAAACUAUUUUAUUAUAUACAAUGUGCAUUAUGGUAGUAUCUGAGCAAUUCAGAACAAAUGCAUGUAUAGAUUGAACAUUUUGAUUUAUAUUUUGAACGUUGUUGGUACUUCAAAGUAUUAUUUUCACUAUCAAUAAUUAUUAAUUACUCUAAAUAGUAUUUCAAUUUAUUUGACUGAAAAACCAAUACAAUUAUUAUUACCAACUGCCAUAUAUUUAUGCUGUUCAUUAAUAAAGCUGUUGGGUAUAUUAAUUGUAAUUAACUAUUUUAUUGUUUAUUUUUUAAACUAAAUAAUCAUCUGGUUUCCGAUUUAUUAUUUGUU